ACACUAUCGGUGUUUCGUAAAGCGUAGCAAUGGGAUUCUCAAGGGUUCUGCCGCUGAUAAUCGGAGCGCUUUCUCUAUUUUCGAAUAUCGCCGAGCGCGUCGACGACGUCGACGAUGGCUCGAGCGGCGACCUGGAGAUCGGUACUAACGACAGCGAUGUCACGACCUUCCUGAACUUUAGCCAAAAGACGAACGGGGAUCGGCGUUACUGGUACGAGAACGUGGACGACGCCGACAGGAUGCCGAAGAGUAAGGGAGACAUCCAGUCCCGCCUUUUGAAGAUGAACAUAGACCAAUUGCGAAAUAAGACCGAUCAGGUGGAACUGGUGUUCCUGGUGGACGCGUCCGGCUCGGUCGGCGCGGACAACUUCCGCAGCGAGCUGAGUUUCGUGACGAAGCUCCUGUCGGACUUUACGGUGGACACGAUGGCCGCGCGGAUCGCCCUGAUCACCUUCGGCGGUCGGGGCAACGUGUACCGCAACGUCGAUCAGAUCUCCAGGCACGGGCCCAACGAUCACAAGUGUUACUUGUUGAACAAACAGUUCCGCAAUAUCACCUACAGCGGCGGGGGGACUUACACGCGCGGCGCGCUUCUCGAGGCGUUAGCGAUCCUAGAGAAGAGUCGCGAAGCGGCGAGCAAGGUGGUGUUUCUGAUAACCGACGGCUUCAGCAACGGCGGUGACCCACGCCCCGCGGCCCACCUGCUAAAGAACACGGGCGCGAUCGUGUUCGCGUUCGGCAUACGCACGGGAAACGUGGAGGAGCUGCACGACAUCGCCAGCCCUCCCUGGUACGCGCACAGCUACUUCCUCGACAGCUUCGCGGAGUUCGAGGCUUUGGCGCGACGUGCCCUGCAUCGCGACUUGAGGACUGGUCAGUACGUGGCCGUGACCCGGCCGAACGAUUGCAACAGCCUCUGCUCGGACAGCGAACUUGCCGCUUCGGCGAACCGAACUUGCUGCGACGAACUAGCGACCUGCACCUGCGGCACUGCGACUGGCCACUACGCCUGCAUCUGUCCGUCCGGUUAUUUCGGUUCCGGUCUCAGAGGCUUUUGCCAACCUUGUCCGAACGGAACCUAUGCUUCGGGGAACACCUCCGGGGAUUCCACCGCCGCAUGCGUAGCCUGUCCAGACGCUAAUCAUGUCACCGUCAAAGUUCCCUCGACCUCGGUGGCCGAUUGCAUAUGCGCCUUUGGAUUCACCACGGACGGUUACAAAUGCGAGGCUAUAACGUGCCCGAAACUGAGAAUCCCCGAAAACGGGUACCUGGUGAAGGCGAGCGCCUGCAGCAACGUGGUGCACGCGGCGUGCGGCGUAAGAUGCAGGAUCGGUUUCCACCUCACGGGAGACAGCAUUCGGCUUUGCGGCAAGGACGGUGCUUGGUCCGGCAACGAGCCGCAGUGCUUGCUGAAGACGUGUCCGGCUUUACGCGCGCCCGCGCACGGUCGCGUGAAAUGCGAGCACGACGAGGACUAUCAGCACCAGUUCGAGGAGAACUCCACCGUGUAUCCGAUCGACACCCGCUGCCAGUUCCGGUGCGACGUCGGCUAUCAGCUUCGCGGCAGCAAAGUGCGCAAUUGCCUACCAUUGUCCCGUUGGGACGGCCUGAAAGUCACGUGUAAAGCUGUGAAGUGCGAACCUCUGCCACAAAUCGCGAACGGCGAUAUCAUCCCGGAGAUUUGCACCGGCCCGGCGAAGGUGCCUUUCGCCACCAACUGCACGUUCACAUGCAACGAAGGUUUUGUCCUAGAAGGACCCACUGAUAAAUCGUGCACUGGACGUACGGGGAUUUGGUCGCAGCGUCACAGCAUCAAUCAAUGCGUGGACAAGACCCCACCUUCCAUGGAGUGUCCGGCCGAGAUCGUGGAGGAGACUACGAAGGGACAGAACUAUGCAUAUGUGAAUUGGACGGUACCCGAGGUGACCGACAACGCGGACGCAUCGCCUAGCCUGUGGACGAAACCGUACGUUGUCUUGCCCUGGAAGGCGAAGAUCGGCACGCGUGUUAUCGUGUACGUGGCGCGGGACGCGAGCGGCAACAAAUCCAGAUGUAAAUUCAAAGUUAAAGUCCUCGACAGAGAACCACCAACGAUCGAGAACUGCGUCGAUCCGCCAACGUUCUAUAGCGAUUUCGAAAACGGUCUCGCAAAUGUAACGUGGGACGAACCAGUCUUCUAUGACAAUUCGAGAAUUUCCGUGCGCGUAAAUCAGAGCCAUCAACCUGGCAAGAAUCUCUUUCCAAUUGGCCUGACGAAGGUCUUCUACCACGCGGCCGACAAGUAUGGAAAUCAGGCAAUUUGCGUGUUGAACAUUACCGUAGAAGAUGCGUGUAAGAAUCUGAAAGCACCCAUGAAUGGUCAACUAAACUGUUCUUUGUCAGACGAUCAGGAAACGCGAUGCGUUGUAACUUGCAAGGACGGUUACGACUUUGCGAUCGAGCCAGCGAACUUCGAUAUCGUUAACGACGAGCUGCUAUUGAAAUGUAACUCGAGCAAUCACACGUGGGAAAGUAAUCAUCUGCCAGAAUGUUCAGAAACUCAAACAUCGAAGGCAAUAUCUCAGGAAGGGAACGUGAUAUUGGAAAGCAACGAAAGUGCGAUAUGCGACAAUCAAACUGCUCUUCGUCAAUUGAGCGAGCACGUUGCUAAUGACUUGAAAUGGAAAUUACUGGAAAUAUGCGACAAUGACAUCGAAUGUAAUCUAAUCACCUCCGAUCCUAAAUGUGAAGAUGAUGAGCUUUCAUCGUCGAAGAAUUUCCUGGAAGAGGAUAACUUGAUAAGAAGACGAAGGUUCGAACUCGGGUACAAGCAAGUUCAGUCCACCGUUAUCUUCAAAAAUACCGAAACGAUAAUGCUUGAAAGAUUGAAACGUACAGUUAGCUCGAGCCCCGAUCGAAAUAAAAAUAACGCUAGGUCUAAACGGAAAAGAGAUAGGAUAGAGAUCAAGUUCAAGUUCAUAGGUAAGAUUAUUGAAGAAAACUUCGAGAAUCCCAAGCGGGGAGUGCAGAAGCUCAGAGAGAAGAUUGGCGCAAUGGCGCAGGUCGGAAAACUGGACUUGCUUGAUAACAGAACCAACCAAGAGAUCGCGAGGCUCGCUCUGAAUCUGCAUCUCGUGUUCAAGGAACCGGAGGAUCUUUGCGAUCCCGGAAGUGUGCUGAAGAGACACGGUUGCGUUAAAUGUCUCGCGGGCACUUUUUACAAUUCGUCCACCAGGGCCUGCCAGCCCUGUCCGUUCGGCCAGUACCAAAACGCGACCGCUUCGUUGGCGUGUGUGCCUUGUCCGAAAUACACCUCCACGAAGAGGAUGCACACGAAAUCCUUGAAAAAUUGCAUUCCCGUCUGCCAACCAGGAUAUUAUUUUCGGCGCAAACGCUACCACGAGUCGCGUCUGGGUACGGAACCUUGUUUCCCAUGUGACAUCGGCUUCUAUCAAUCGGACUAUGGACAGAAUGAAUGCCUGCCGUGUUCGUCGAACACGACGACGGAAAAACGCGGCUCCACCCACGUCGAUGACUGCUUACCGAUCCGCGACGAGGAAAUAGAUUGUCGGAUGGAUCCAUGCUUAAACGGCGGUCAGUGUCUACGAGACGAAAGCGGCUUCGUUUGCGAGUGUCGCGAAUAUUUUGUAGGAUCGAAAUGCGAAGAGUUCAAGGAUCCGUGCGACUCUUCGCCGUGCUUGAACGAGGGAGUGUGCGAGACGCGACGGUAUAUCGAUAACUUCGUGACGUACGAGUGCAAGUGCAAGAGCAGUUAUUGGGGUGUUAAUUGCCAAGUCUACGUGGAUGAGUGCUACGUCAAUCCUUGCCAGAACGGUGGAAGAUGCGUGAGCACCGAGAACGAUUUCUCCUGCGAGUGUCAGGACGGAUUUGAAGGUCAAUUCUGCGAGAUUCCGAUCGACUACUGCGAGGAGCUUAAGCCCUGCGAGGAGGGAUCCGCGUGCCGUACCGUGAACGGUACCUGGCAAUGUCUCUGCAAACCCGGUUUCCUGGGCCGACACUGCAAUCUGUUACCCUGCGACUGGCUACCGUGCCACGCGAACGCGAUCUGCGUCAACGUCGAGGAGGAGGACGCGACGCGGAUGAGUUACAGGUGCGAAUGCCCCGACGGAUACACGGGGGAGGACUGCGCGACCAAGAUUGAUCGCUGCAAGAGCUCGCCCUGUCUGAACAACGGACGCUGCGUCAGUCGCGUGCACGAUCACCUCUGCGAAUGCCCGGUUCCCUUCACAGGACGCGACUGUGAAACCGAAUUGUCGUCCGACUACGUGAUGCACUUCACUAAAUCCGGCACGACGGAUUACGUGGCCGCCAAGGGACCCGCGAGGGAUCUCCUCCAGCUGUCCGUCUGCCUGUGGUUGCAAUCGAUGGACACCUUCAAUUACGGUACGGUAUUCUCGUACGCGACGACGUUUCACGACAACGCCUUUACGUUGACGGAUUACAACGGAUUGGUCUUGUACGUUAACGGAGAGAAGAUCGUCACCGACGUUAAGGUCAACGACGGUAACUGGCACUUCCUGUGCGUCACUUGGGCCAGCGAGCGCGGCACCUGGCGCGUGUUCGUCGACGGAAUCCUCAAAGACAGCGGCGUCGGUCUGGCCCAGAGAACCGUCGUGCGAGCCAACGGAUCCUUCGUCAUUGGGCAGGAGCAGGAUCGCCUGGGCGGUGGCUUCUCCGAAUCGGAGGCGUUCCUGGGGAGACUCGGCUUGCUGGACAUGUGGGACGUCGUUCUGAACGAGAGCGACGUUACGAAACUGUGGAACAGCUGCGACAAGUAUCACGGCAACCUCGUGGCCUGGGCGCAGCUGCAGCAGUACGUCCACGGCGACGUCGUGAUCUUAGCCAGCCCAUUUUGUCACGGCUGCCCUUUGCCCGUGGUGCCUUCCAAAGGUAACAUUAAAGUGAGCGAGGAUCUCUCCGAGGUAACGUACUACUGCGACAACGGUUACAUAAUUCGAUUUGGUGGUGAAGAACACCGGUCCCUCAAAAGGAAGUGUCUUAAGUACGGUCAGUGGGAGGGACACGAUACGCCGAGCUGCACAAAAAUAAAAUGCGGUUUCCCGGGACACAUUCCCCGCGGACGUAUUCACGGGGAAUCGUAUUAUUUUGAGGACGAGAUACACUAUUCCUGCGACGAGGGCUACGAGCUCCACGGAAACCCUCAUCGCAUCUGCAAUUCCGACGGCAAUUGGCUCGGAUUGGCUCCGAUCUGCAUAGGGAUCACGUGCAAGAAUCUGCUCGCCCCGGAAAACGGAGAUAUAGAAUAUAUACUAGAGGAGAACGAGAGAGACGACGUCACGAUAUUGCAGGCUGGUCAGCAGCUGGAGUUCAAGUGCAAUCCCGGAUAUCGUUUAACAGGUGAAAGGUACUUGACCUGUCUGGAGAUUGGCGUGUGGGAUCACAAGAUGCCGUCUUGCAUUCCCUACGGAUGUCCUCCGCCAAGACAAAUCGAGCACGGCUAUAUCGUCUAUUCGAGUUCCGGCAUGUCCGACCGAACAACUUCCGUUCGCGAUUCUGAUGGAAGCACGAUCGACGACUCCUCCGAGAGAACGUAUCGCUUCGACGAUAUCGUCGGAUUCAUCUGUCAUCGCGGCUACAAAUUUCGCGGGAAUCACAAUCUGCUGACGGAAUUCAAGCUGCAGUGUUCCGCGAACGGCACCUGGAUGGGCUUCGUCCCCGACUGCGUCCUGCGCACGUGUUCCUGGCCGGACCGCGUGGCAGACGCGAGACUCUUCCUUAGGAAACAAGAUGACGGCAUGGUCGAAAUUCCGGAAGCAGACGCAACCUUAGGGUCCAAUCGAGGAAGAACAAGAAGGAACAAGGAGAGCGAUGAGAUCUCCCCGGAAACGUUUGUUUCCGGCACAGAAAUCAUCGUCGUCUGCGACCCGGAAUACGAACUAGUCGGGGACCGCGUUAGAACGUGCACCGAGGAAGAGAGAUGGUCCUCGACCAUCGCCUCUUGUAAGCCGCGUAAUUGUUCCGUCGAGAAUCAUCCAGUUUUUAAAUUUUUCAAAAGAACGCAAAACGAAACCAUCUUGAGGAAUACAGAUGUGCUUGAAUCAGAUGAGAAAUUGUAUGGCAUCGAAAACGUUACGCGUGCAUACAAAGACUUGGAGAUCUUCGUCGAGGGAAACAGUUACGGGCGACGAAUAAUCUUAACGUGUCGAAAUGGCGCGUGGAUGAACAAGUUGAUCGCCAACGAGACGGUCUCAAAUAUAACAUGGACGUGCAACAAGAUGGCAAAAUGGGAAGUGUCGAAUUCGUCGCUGAAAGAGCCUAUGCUCGAACGGCUGCUGAACGAUUCGACAGAUAUCUGCGAUAGAACGUGUGUACUUCCACAAGUACCAGAGUACGGGUACAUUGAUCACGGCAACAAUACUGACGACGUUAACGAUCGCAGGGCGAUCGACAGUGUCAUCGUGUACAAAUGUCGUCACGGAUACGUUCUCGAAGGUGACGAACGAUCUGUUUGUUUGUCGGAUGCCAAGUGGUCCGCUUUGCCUUCCUGCAAACCUGUGGUGUGCGGAAAACCGCCGGUUCUCGCUAAUGCGAUACUCAAAAGUGAUGCUGGCGGAACGCAAAAUUACACCUUUGGUAAUAUGAUCUCUUAUCAAUGCGUUCCGGGCUACCGCGUAUUCGGGCAGGCGAAUCUAAGAUGCUUAGGAAGCGGAAAGUGGUCCAGAUUAAAUGGCAGAUGUUCGAAAAUAUCGUGCGGUAAACCACAGAUCAAGAACGGAAUCGCGCUCUAUGGCCAUUCGUACUUGUUUCAAGAUCAAUUGACAUACGUGUGUCCUGACGGUAAGAAGCGAGGAAUGAUUACGUGUCGAGCUGACGGGACGUGGAGCGAUUUGCCGAGAUGUGAUAGAAGCGGGAAUAUGUAAUUCAGGAUUUAGCACAACGCUUCGUGAAGAGAAUAGUACACUCGGAUAUGCGACAAUACCUUAUCUACGAUGAUUUAUGCGUGAUUUAUCGCGAACUUUAAUUUUAGGAUAUUGUACUUCGAGUACUUUUAUAAUUUCUUUUUUUCUCUGUUUCUUUUUACUGGAAAAAUUGGUGUAUAUCGAUAUAAAUAAUUCUUAUCUCAAAAAUUGGCAUUGUUAAGCCCGCAUGUUCAAGUACUUCAAGUAAGACAGUUCAUUGAUACUGACCGUGAGAGAUACUCCGUAAGUUUAAUUGUACAUUUUGUUUUGUGCAUAACGGAUAAUGUAAAAGAAAUCAAACUUCAUAAUAGCAUACAACGGUGUUGUGGAUAAAGUACCUCUUACACAUAUCGCUCGACACCGUACAAUGCUUUUUGGUACGAAGUAUCGUUCAGACAUACCGCACAAACGUAUUUGCGUAUUACUACACUACCUGAGGAAGAGCAAUGAAGACAAAUACCGUGUGAAAAUAAAAUUUCUCGCAUAUAAA
This is a messenger RNA of Solenopsis invicta (red fire ant), 7410 nucleotides long. Its product is annotated as sushi, von Willebrand factor type A, EGF and pentraxin domain-containing protein 1. The coding region runs from base 30 to 6881 and encodes 2283 amino acids. Gene Ontology annotation, molecular function: calcium ion binding. The record is from RefSeq and is a predicted model, not a curated record. NCBI's taxonomy places the organism in Eukaryota, Metazoa, Arthropoda, Insecta, Hymenoptera, Formicidae. The transcript has 33 exons.